Nylanderia fulva is the source of this 2523-nucleotide messenger RNA. Lineage: Eukaryota; Metazoa; Arthropoda; Insecta; Hymenoptera; Formicidae. The record is from RefSeq and is a predicted model, not a curated record.
AUGUCCAAAUUGCUGUUGGCUGUCGUUUAUCGUCCACCCAACAUUGGUUUCAUGGAUGAGUUCUUCCGUGUGUUCCUUGAUUUGCAAGUUGAUUAUAGACAUUCGGUCAUCGUUGGAGAUUUUAAUGCCGAUAUGAAUCAGGUGGCUUAUGAUAGUCAGCAAAUAUCAGCGUUUGUCACAGGCUCGGGCUUGCAUCUUGUUCCUUUUUCAGCUACUCAUCACACUAGGAACUCCAGCACACUAUUGGAUCUGUGCAUUAUUGACGAUGGAGAGAAACUCAUUGACUAUGGACAGCGGGGGGUGGCUUUUCUUUCGGCUCAUGAUCUGAUCUACAUCAAAUAUGCGGUUAAACUGAGAAGAAGGACUGAGAGAGUUGUACUGGGCAGAGAUAGAAGCGGAUUCAAUGAGGAAGCCUUUGUAUCAGAGGUCAAUAGCAUUGAUUGGACGGACUUAUUAUUAUCAGCCAAUAUGGACGAAAAGAUAGGCAUUUUCAAUGCCAAAUUACUAGAUAUCUACGAUGCUCAUGCACCGUGGAAGCAAUUUCGCUAUAAAAAUUUACCGGCUCCUUGGCUCACGACUGAAAUCCGCGCUGCCAUGAAAAGUAGGGAUAUGGCUAGGCGCAUUUGGAGAAGACGCAAGGGUGACGUUUAUUACUCACGUUUUAAGGUACUGCGUAAUCAGGUGCAAAACAUGGUCCGCACUGCUAAAAGGGACUACUAUUAUAAGGUCUUCAGUCGUGCAAAUGGAGCUGGCGAAGUCUGGGGUGGACUAAGACACCUUGGACUUAUAAAACCAAAGGGUUCAGGCAGUUGUCUGUCGUGCAGUGUUGAGGAUCUCAAUAGCUUUUUUGUGCGGGAAGCGGGGCUAUCUGAAAUCAGCUUUGAGGAAAAUAAUAUCGACGACAUCUGCUCUGGCGAGUUUGAAGAUGCGGACUUCCACUGGGAGCACGUCAUGCCCAUCAUGAUCAGGCGAACAAUUCUACGAGCCAAAUCUAAUGCUAUAGGGUCUGAUGGCAUCUCGAUCAAAAUGCUAAAGUUGGUCAUCGAUGGCAUUCUACCUAUCUUGGAACAUCUUUUUAAUUUUUCACUGAUGAGUGGUGAGUUUCCUUCGCAGUGGAAGUCUGCUCUAGUUUGCCCAAUUCCGAAGAUCAAGAAUCCUACAUCUGUAAAGCAUUACAGACCGAUAUCCAUUCUUCCUGCGCUCUCAAAAAUACUGGAACGAGUUGCGUGCGAGCAGAUAAAUCGAUAUUUGGAAAGGGAGGACCUUCGCGAUCAAUGUCAAUUCGCCUACAGAAAGAACUAUUCCACUCAAACAUGUCUGAUUAGGAUGAUGGAUGAUGUCAGACAGGCAGUGGAUCUUAGAAUGGUAACAAUCUCUGUUUUCUUUGACUUCUCAAAGGCGUUCGAUAGAGUGAAUCAUAGACUACUGAUCAAGAAACUAAAAGAACUAAAUUUCUCUGACUCAACAUUGACAUGGAUCUACUCGUACCUCAGUGAUCGGACACAGGUUGUCAAGGACGCAGUGGUGGGCACUGUCUCAUCAUCAUCCUCUGUGAAGGUCGGGGUUCCACAGGGCUCUGUGCUGGGACCUUUGCUCUUCACUCUCUAUCUUGCGGAUUUUGGCAAGGUACUCAGACAUUGCAGGUACAAUUUCUAUGCUGAUGACCUUCAAAUCUAUCUACAUUGUGAACCGAAGAAUAUUAUCUAUGCUGUUAAGAGCAUCAAUGAUGACAUCGAUGCUGUUCUCCUUUGGUCAACUACCAACGGCCUUAUUUUGAACGCCGACAAAACUCAAGCCAUUAUUAUGGGCACAUCGAGAUAUAUAAACGCGUUAUAUAAUUCUGCUCUCCCGGAAAUAAGGGUGGAUGGACAUGCGGUCCAAUACUUGUCAUCUGUGAAAUAUCUUGGACUUGUCAUUGCAAAUAACUUAUCCUGGGAAAAGCAGAUUAUCAACACUACAAAAAGGAUUCGGACUACACUUUACCAGUUGAAACUCUGUAAACAUAUGUUCCCGGAUAUCUUAAAAAUAAGGCUUGUCACGGCAUUAAUAUUUCCACAUAUUGAUUAUUGUUGUGCUGCAAUGACUGAUAUUACUGAUGAACAAAGUUUAAAACUGUACAGAGGAGUUAAUGCUUGUGUCAGGUUCAUUUUCAACACGAGAUUUGAUGUGCACAUUUCACCUUUUUAUGAGAGGCUCUCCUGGUUAAAAAUUGACUCACGAAGGCUUUAUUUCGUUGGCUGCUUGACUUACAACGUUCUUAGGACAAAACAACCUACAUUACUACAUUCUAAUUACAGGCAGAAUACACAUACAUCGGAACGAACGACCAGAGCCACUAGAGAGGUUUUUAUACAGCCACACUGUAGGACAGAGACAUAUAAAAGGUCCUUUCGGCUGACAUCUAUCACAUUCUGGAAUAAUCUCCCUAAUGAUAUUAGGCACAGUACUUCAUUUUCGGAUUUUAAGCAGAAGUUGUAUGCGCAUUUACUCGCCAGACAAAGUGCUGGUGCCAGUGAUACAUAG